GCCAACCUUAACCGAUCGUUUCUUAACUAACAUAUCGACUCCUUUGAUCAUCGUAUAUCCAAAAAGCUGCAACACACACUCACUCGCUCUUCUCAUUCUGUGUGUGUGUGUGUGUGUGUGUUAGAGAGAGAGAGAGAGCCGAUAAUGGCGGGAUUGAAUAUAUUAUCGCCAUGGCAGCUGUCAGCUUCUUCCACGUCAUCAUCAUCAUCAUCAUCAUAUUCGUUACGUUUUCGACAUUUUUAUGAGUUUAAUAAUAAUAUUUCCAAUUGCGGGUCGUCAACUCUUUCCAUUUCUGGAAACCCAAAAUCAAAGUGUCCUCCUUUGUCUUCUCAAAUGCUAUCUAAUUCUUCAGGCAAUGGAUAUUCAUGGAUGCAAGAUAAUUCUGCUUCUUGUGAUAAUUUUUCCCCUAAUGGAAGGAAGCAAGGUCCAUUGAAUUCUGUGUCUCCAACAGAACAAGCACAAGUUUCUUCCGUGGACGAUCUAUAUGACUUCAUAUGCUCAGGCCCUCUCAUCAAUAAGAUAGGUCUGACACCAGAAAAGGUGGCUGAGUCCAUUGACAAGUGGAUAGAGUAUGGAUUACUGCUCUGUAGAUUGUUUCAGCUCAACCAGUUGGCUCUCAACGAGGCCCAAAAAAUUCGAAUCUAUCACUACUAUAUUCCAGUCUUCUUGUGGUGUGAACAGGAAAUUUCGCAGCAUUGUUCCAAGUUCAAAGAAGAAGAAGAAAUCCCGCCAUUGGUGAUUGGCUUUAGUGCGCCUCAAGGAUGUGGAAAGACAACACUAGUAUUCGCAUUAGAAUAUCUUUUUAAAAUCACUGGGAGGAAAGCUGCUACAUUAUCCAUUGAUGAUUUUUACCUAACAGCAGAAGAACAGGCAAAACUAAGAGACAGCAACCCAGGGAACUCGCUUUUGGAGUUUCGUGGAAAUGCUGGAAGCCAUGAUCUUCCAUUGUCUGUUGAGACACUGACAGCGCUAAGUAAAUUGACGAAAGAAGGUGUGAAAAUGAAGCUUCCUAGAUAUGAUAAAUCUGCUUACAAUGGUAGAGGUGAUAGAGCUGAUCCCUCCACAUGGCCAGAGGUUGAAGGGCCUCUACCGGUAAUUCUGUUUGAGGGUUGGAUGCUUGGGUUCAAACCCCUUCCACCUGAAGUUGUCAAAGCUGUUGAUCCACAGCUAGAGACGGUCAACAAGAACUUACAAGCUUAUUAUGAUGCAUGGCAUAAGUAUGUUAAAUCAUGGAUUGUUAUCAAGAUUCAAGACCCUAGUUAUGUCUACCAGUGGCGUUUGCAGGCAGAGAUUGCAAUGAGAGCUGACGGGAAGCCUGGGAUGUCUGAUGAGGAGGUGAAGGACUUUGUAUCCCGCUACUUGCCAGCAUACAAGGCUUACCUUCCCACACUAUACUCGGAAGGUCCUACUGGCUCAGAUCCAAAGCAUGUUCUUCUCAUUGAUAUUGAUGAAGGGAGAAAUCCCAUCCUCGCUUGCUAAGGUAAACCUGCAGUUAUGGAGUUACUUUUGAUCCUUGAUUGAAUGUUGUGCAAAGAUUGGGACCCUUGCCAGCAUCAUCUGCACCUGAGAGUGUCUUCAAUUGUACAUUCAAAUGUAUUAUUGUAAAUUAAGCCACAUGUGAAGGUAAAAUGUCUGAACAAUUUUUUGCUC
Messenger RNA from Lycium ferocissimum, 1650 nucleotides. RefSeq names its product D-glycerate 3-kinase, chloroplastic. Gene Ontology annotation, biological process: photorespiration. Lineage: Eukaryota; Viridiplantae; Streptophyta; Magnoliopsida; Solanales; Solanaceae. The transcript has 12 exons. Gene Ontology annotation, cellular component: cytoplasm. The record is from RefSeq and is a predicted model, not a curated record. The coding region runs from base 145 to 1479 and encodes 444 amino acids.